Messenger RNA from Strigops habroptila (Kakapo), 2995 nucleotides. It is a transcript of the gene MERTK, whose product is annotated as MER proto-oncogene, tyrosine kinase. Lineage: Eukaryota; Metazoa; Chordata; Aves; Psittaciformes; Psittacidae. Gene Ontology annotation, biological process: nervous system development; multicellular organism development; phagocytosis. Bases 35 to 2917 code for a protein of 960 amino acids. The record is from RefSeq and is a predicted model, not a curated record. Gene Ontology annotation, molecular function: protein binding; transmembrane receptor protein tyrosine kinase activity; ATP binding. The transcript has 19 exons. Gene Ontology annotation, cellular component: signaling receptor complex.
CGGAGCGGAGCGGGGCCGGUGGCGGCGGCGGGCGAUGGGCGCCGGGCGGUGGGCGCUGCUCUGGGCGCUGCUGGCGGCCCUGCGCCCGCCCCGCGGCGGGGCCGGUGAUGCUGCCCAAACCCCCGGUGUGAGGCCACUGCUGCCAGCAGAGCCCCACCACCCCAAGCGAAGCGCAGCCACCCCUGCUCACUGGAGCCCCGAGCAGCCCCGGGAGCCCCCAGCCAGCCCUCUAGGACACAUCAGGUUUAACCCCACGGUGAGACACAUCGUGAUCAACGAGCACAAGGACGUCACCUUUAAUUGCUCCAUCAGAGUACCUCACCUGCUGCUCCGGCCGGAUGCUCCGGGCAUUUCCUUAUGGAAGGAUGGGAGGGAGCUGCACGCGCUGGACCGCAUCGCCACCAGCCACUUUGAGAUCUCUGAUGAGGAGGAGGUGGCAAUGACCUCCACCUUCAGCAUCGUUGCCGCCCAGCGCUCGGAUAACGGCUCCUACGUCUGCAAGCUCAACAUCUCUGGCAUGGAGGUGGUGUCAGACCCCAUCUCGGUGCAGCUGGAAGGGCUCCCACACUUCAUUCGUCAGCCUGAGAAGCUGAAUGUCACCAGGAACAGCCCCUUCAACCUGACGUGCCAGGCCGUGGGCCCGCCGGAGCCUGUGGAGAUCUACUGGUUUCGCAACAACAUCCGAGUCAAUGAGAAGCCCCACAUCUCCCCAUCAGUCCUCGUGGUGCCAGGUCUCACUGAAGCAACACUGUUCAGCUGUGAGGCUCACAACAGGAAAGGGCUGACCGCAUCCAGCCCGGGGCUGGUCAACAUCAAAGGAAUACCAUCCGCACCCCUCCGUGUGGAUGUCCUCAACAGAACAGGCCACGGUAUCAUGAUCUCCUGGGUGCCAGGCUUUGAUGCAUUCUCUGCCUUCAACAGCUGCAGUGUCAAGGUGAAGGAAGCUGUUCCACGAAGCAAUGUCUCACUUCUGCUGCUCACCACCUCGGUGCCUCCCCACGUGUAUCACAUCCAGCAGCUGGAGCCCAUGGCAGACUACAACAUCAGUGUUUCCUGCAGGAAUGAGGUCGGUUGGUCGGCGUUCAGCCCGUGGAUAACCGCCAGCACCACCGAGGGAGCUCCAACCACCCCUCCACUGAACGUCACCGUGUCAUUCAAUGAAUCCAGCUCCUCCCUGGAGAUCCGAUGGGUGAAGCCAUCCCUGGAGAGAAUCCAUGGGGAACUGCAGGGCUACCACAUCUGGUACAGGUGGCACAACUCCAAAGGGCUGCAGAACGCCUCCGUUGAAGCCCAGCACAACACCAGCAGGGUUGUCCUGCCCGUGGUGGCCACCAACGCCACGUGCUCCGUCCGGGUGGCUGCUGUCACCAAAGGGGGAGUGGGACCCUUCAGCAGGCCCGUGGAGGUCUUCAUCCCUGGCAGUGGACUAAUAACCACAGCCCCCUCUUCGACUUCAGCCUCCGGGAAUGCCGACUCCUUUAUCAUAGCCCUGGGCUUCAUCUGCGGCACAGUCGCUGUCGGGCUCAUCCUCUGCUUGUCCGUGGUCAUCCAGAAGAGAUGUGUGGAAACGAAAUAUGGGAAUGCUUUCAGCAGGAAUGACUCAAUGCUGGUCGUGAACUACACAGCCAAGAAAUCCUACUGCCGGAGAGCCAUCGAACUUACACUGGGCAGCCUGGGUGUCAGCAGCGAGCUCCAGCAGAAGCUGCAGGACGUUGUGGUGGACAGAAACGCCCUCAGCCUGGGGAAGGUGCUGGGAGAGGGAGAGUUCGGGUCAGUGAUGGAGGGACGUCUCAGCCAGCCUGAAGGCACCCCACUGAAGGUGGCUGUGAAGACCAUGAAGUUGGAUAACUUCUCCCAAAGGGAGAUAGAAGAGUUCCUCAGUGAAGCAGCGUGCAUGAAGGACUUUGACCAUCCCAAUGUCAUCAAGCUCCUAGGCGUGUGCAUCGAGCUGAGCUCCCAGCAGGUCCCCAGGCCCAUGGUGAUUCUGCCCUUCAUGAAGUACGGGGACCUGCACAGCUUCCUGCUGCGCUCCAGGCUGGAGAUGGCCCCCCAGUUUGUGCCCCUGCAGACGCUGGUGAAGUUCAUGGUGGAUAUUGCCCUGGGGAUGGAGUAUCUGAGCAGUCGGCACUUUCUCCACAGGGAUUUGGCAGCUCGGAACUGCAUGUUGCGGGAUGACAUGACAGUGUGUGUGGCAGACUUUGGGUUGUCCAAGAAGAUCUACAGUGGGGACUACUACCGCCAGGGCCGGAUAGCCAAGAUGCCGGUGAAGUGGAUCGCCAUCGAGUCCCUGGCUGACCGUGUCUACACCACCAAGAGCGACGUGUGGGCAUUCGGCGUCACCAUGUGGGAGAUCGCGACGCGGGGCAAGACGCCCUACCCAGGGGUGCAGAACCACGAGAUCUACGAGUACCUCCUGCAUGGGCAGCGCCUCAAGAAGCCCGAGGACUGCUUGGAUGAGCUCUAUGACAUCAUGUCUGCGUGCUGGAGAGCCGACCCUGCCGCCCGCCCCACGUUCCCACAGCUGAAGGCCCACCUGGAGAAGCUGCUGGAAAACCUGCCGGCCCUCCGGAGAUCCGGGGACGUCAUCUACAUCAACACCAGCCUGCCCGAGGAGAGCCCGGAUUCCACCCAGGACUCGGGCUUCCCCCAAGCGGACUCUGACCUGGAGCCGGGGGACGUGUCGGAGCCCGGCUCCCCCGGCGCGGAGGCGGCGCUGGUGGCCGUGGAUGUCCAUCACCAUGAGCCCUGGGGGACGAGGUACGUCCUGGAGGAGCCGCUCGGUGGCCCCAGGGAGGAGGCCUAUGUCCCGCUGCUGCCCCUGGGGCCGGCCGGGCCGGGCUUGGCGUGGGCACAGGCCAGCACCCUGCCCGCCGGCAGCACCCAGGGCUGCGGGGAGGACUCUGAGGUGCUGCUCUGAGAGCAGCGGGGUGAGGACGGGCUCCAGGAACAGGACACAGGGUGUAUGUUAAUAAACAGGCGUCUGUUUUAUAGAUCA